GGGGUCUGGGCCCGGGUCUGGGCCCGAACGGGGACCGCGAGUGCGGUUCGGGCCCAGCCCCACAGGUUUUCUGCAUUUGGGUGGCCUUCGGACUGCUUUGUACAAUUAUAUCUUUGCCAAAAAGCACCAAGGGACCUUUAUUUUGAGAGUGGAGGAUACAGAUCAGAAUCGGGUGGUGCCCGGAGCUGCAGAAGGAAUAGAAGAUAUGUUGGACUGGGCAGGUAUCCCCCCUGACGAGAGCCCGUGCCGAGGUGGCCCCCGCGGUCCGUACGUGCAGUCGCUGCGGCUGGAGCUGUACCGAGGUGCCAGCGCGGCGCUGCUGGAGAGCGGGGCUGCCUAUCGCUGCUUCUGCUCCCCCCAGCGCCUGGAGCUGCUCCGCAGGGAGGCCCUGCGCUGCCAGCACACCCCGCGAUAUGACAACCGGUGUCGGCACCUGACACCCGCAGAAGUGGCCCAGAAGCUGUCACAGGGCCUCGACUACGUUGUCCGCUUCCGGCUGGAGAAGGGCGUGGAACCCUUCCAGGACCUGGUCUAUGGCUGGAACAAGCACGAGGUGGCUGAGGUGGAAGGUGACCCUGUGAUUCUCAAAGGGGACGGGUUCCCCACGUACCACCUGGCAAACGUGGUGGAUGACCACUACAUGGGCAUCACCCACGUGCUGCGCGGGACCGAGUGGCUGACCUCGACCUCCAAGCACCUGCUUCUCUACAAAGCCUUUGGCUGGGAGCCCCCCCAGUUUGGGCACCUCCCACUGCUGCUGAACAAGGACGGUGGGAAGUUGUCCAAGAGGCAAGGGGACAUCUUCCUGGAGCGCUUUGUUCGGGAUGGCUUCCUGCCAGAGGCACUGCUGGACAUCGUCACCAACUGCGGCUCGGGAUUCACAGAGAAGCAGAUGGGGAGGACUUUGGAAGAGCUGAUCUCACAGUUUGAAAUAGGCAGAAUUACCACCCAUUCUGCCCUCCUGGAUCUUGAAAUGCUCCCAGAAUUCAACAGGAUUCACCUCACCCGUCACAUCGAGAACGAGGGGCUGCGCCAGAGGCUCGUUAGGGAGCUGCAGGAGCUGGUGAAGCAAAUCUACGGGGAUCAGCAAGUGGAUCCAGAGGUUCUGGAAAAGGAAUACGUGGAGCGAGUCCUCCUGCUGAGAAAAGGUCACAUCAGCCUCCUGAAGAAUCUGGUGUCGAGUGAUUACUCUUACCUGUGGGUCAGGCCCUCGGUGUCCCGACAGCAGCUGCAAAUGAUUUCUGCAGAAGUAGAUGAAAUAGGAAAACUAGUCUCAGGGCUCGUGACAAGGCAGGCAGCUGCCUUGACCGUGGAGGAGUUGAACAAAGACCUGAGAAACCUCCAGAAGCAAACCAGAGAGACCAAGUACAGCAGCAUGAUGCAGCUCCUCCGCUUGGCACUCAGCGGGCAGCAGGUACAAACAAGAG
Corapipo altera (White-ruffed manakin) is the source of this 1427-nucleotide messenger RNA. It is a transcript of the gene EARS2, whose product is annotated as glutamyl-tRNA synthetase 2, mitochondrial. The transcript has 8 exons. The record is from RefSeq and is a predicted model, not a curated record. The annotation marks the transcript as partial. Gene Ontology annotation, biological process: glutamyl-tRNA aminoacylation. Lineage: Eukaryota; Metazoa; Chordata; Aves; Passeriformes; Pipridae. Gene Ontology annotation, molecular function: tRNA binding; ATP binding; glutamate-tRNA ligase activity.